AUGCUUCCUCUCUUCCGGUCAGCACGGGCAACUCGAUUGGCUUGCACUAUACCCAUCAAUGGGCCACACUCUACAGCCCUCCGUCGGGGACAUGGCGAGGCACUACAGUUCUUUGCCACCAAGCACAGCAAAAGCAGUCCUCCGACUGAUAUGGCUCCUUCAUCCAAGUCGCUUGAGCUUUUGAGGAGGACACUGCAGGACAAACGUGCAAAGCUCCAGGAGAUCACUGAACGCCAGGGACCACCCGCCUCAGCUACACACACUCUAUCGUCUCAUGAAAAAGAAACACCAAGCACAACACAGGAACAAACACCAACAUCCAACGCGCCACAACAACCGACUACUCCAACACCUCGCCACAAGUUAGAUCGCGCCAUGCCCAUAUUUGCCAGUCCUGCAGACAUGAACGUGAGGCUACCUAAGGUCGUCCGGAACUUUUCGCAGCCAGAGAACCCCGAGAUCGUCAAAAUCGCCCUGAUCGGCUCACCCAACGUGGGUAAGUCAACCAUUGUCAACGACCUGGUCAAGAGCACCGUCUCGAUAGUCUCUGUUCGGCCACACACGACACGGGAGCGGAUCAAAGCCGUGCUGACUCAGGACAACAAACAGAUCGUAUUUUAUGAUACCCCAGGAGUUGUUCCCGAGAAGAACGUCUCGAGGCUGAACCGCGAGCUGGUAACAUCUUCAUGGAAGGCCAUCGAGGAUGCCGAUCACCUCCUUGUCGUCAUGGAUUGCAACAAGUUACUCGAGCACAGUUUGAUCACGGAGGCCUACAUCUUUGAACGUCUUGCAAAACUUGAGAAGCCUAUCCCUGCCACAUUGAUCUUCAACAAGAUGGAUCUGGUCAAGGGUCGGGAUGAGAAGAUACAGGAGUUUGCAGCAAAGUACAACGAGCAGUUCCCCAACUUUGUCAAGACGAUAUACACCAGCGCACAGAAGCAACAAAUCGGAAUCCAGGAACUUCGCUCUCAUUUGAUGUCUCUCACCCAUCCUGGACCAUGGCUCUACCCAGCUAACCAAAAGUCGGACCAGUCCGAUCUCAAUCGCGUGGAGGAUUUGAUUCGGUCAGAACUUUUCGGGCUUCUCAAGGUGCCUUAUCACGUCAAGCAGGUCAAUGUUGGGUGGACGGAGCUGGAGGACAAUGUUCUGAGGAUCGAUCAGAACCUGUUGGUCGAUCGUCCAGGUCUCAAGAAAAUCAUUGUCGGUACUGACGGUGCAGUGAUUCGGGAUUUGACGUUGAAGUCGAGGCAGUUGAUUGGCAAGGCAUUACAGAGGAGAGUCAUGCUCAACCUUCAAGUCAAGAUCAACUCCAAGAAAGUAUAG
This is a messenger RNA of Linnemannia hyalina, 1323 nucleotides long. The record is from the annotation of a GenBank genome assembly. NCBI's taxonomy places the organism in Eukaryota, Fungi, Mortierellomycota, Mortierellomycetes, Mortierellales, Mortierellaceae.